AUGAAAAAAAUUGGUCGGCCGCCGAUCGGUGAUGCUUUUAUUAAUUGUGAUGACGUAGGGGGGGUGGGUGAUGGGGAAGAGGAGGAACCGUCAAGUAGAUUUGGUGCCAAUUUAACUUCGGUCGAAGUCGCACUUGCCGUUGCCUUGCCGAUCGCCAUCAUAUGUUUCGUCGUCGUCGUGGCAUAUACUCUUUGCGGAAGAAGGAAAAGAGUACAUACCGGGCUCAGGGUGGACGAAUCCGUGGAUGAUCCAGAUCAUCCGAUAUUAGGUGUCAACUCAAUAAGGGAUAUGAUUGAAAUGACAACAAGCGGGUCCGGGUCAGGUCUUCCUUUACUUGUACAAAGAAGCAUCGCACGUCAGAUACAAUUAAUUGAUAUCAUCGGAAAGGGAAGGUUCGGGGAGGUUUGGAGAGGAAGGUGGAGAGGUGAAAAUGUUGCCGUUAAAAUAUUUUCAUCGAGAGAGGAAAGGUCGUGGUUUAGAGAAGCGGAGAUAUAUCAGACUGUCAUGUUGCGUCACGAUAACAUAUUAGGGUUUAUAGCAGCCGAUAAUAAAGAUAAUGGAACGUGGACGCAAUUGUGGUUGAUAACGGAUUACCACGAAAAUGGUAGUUUAUUCGAUUUUUUAAAUCGGACCACGGUGGACGUGUCCGGUAUGAUCCGUAUGGCUUUGUCCAUAGCCACGGGAUUGGCUCAUCUCCAUAUGGAUAUUUUAGGAAGCCAGGGAAAGCCGGCCAUUGCUCACAGAGACUUAAAAUCUAAAAACAUUCUCGUUAAAUCAAACGGUCAGUGCGCCAUCGGAGAUCUCGGACUCGCCGUUAGACACGAUGUUGUUUUAAACGUCGUCGAUAUUCCAUUUAAUAAUAGAGUAGGCACCAAGAGAUACAUGGCGCCAGAAGUUUUAGAAGAAAUGAUAAACAUGAAUCAUUUCGAAUCGUUCAAAAGAGCCGACGUGUAUGCUCUCGGUUUGAUAUAUUGGGAAAUAGCGAGGAGGUGCAACGUCGGAGGGGUAUACGACGAGUACCAAUUACCAUAUUACGACCUAGUUCCUAGCGAUCCGACGAUAGAAGAAAUGAGAAAGGUCGUUUGCGUCGAUAAACAAAGGCCAUCCAUACCCAACAGAUGGGGUUCGUGCGAGGCUCUUCACGUGAUGUCCAAAUUAAUGAAAGAAUGUUGGUAUCAAAACGAAGCCGCAAGAUUGACUGCCCUUAGGAUAAAAAAGACUUUGGCCAAUUUAGGCGCUUCCGAAGAUGUGAAAAUUUAG
This is a messenger RNA of Pediculus humanus corporis (human body louse), 1260 nucleotides long. Its product is annotated as SAX, putative. The record is from RefSeq and is a predicted model, not a curated record. Gene Ontology annotation, molecular function: ATP binding; activin binding; activin receptor activity, type I. NCBI's taxonomy places the organism in Eukaryota, Metazoa, Arthropoda, Insecta, Psocodea, Pediculidae. Bases 1 to 1260 code for a protein of 419 amino acids. Gene Ontology annotation, cellular component: plasma membrane; activin receptor complex. The transcript has 9 exons. Gene Ontology annotation, biological process: activin receptor signaling pathway; cellular response to growth factor stimulus; protein phosphorylation.